AUGGCGAAUCCGUCAUCAGGCGUUGUCGUUCCACGAAACUUUCGUCUUCUAGAAGAACUUGAGCAAGGUCAGAAGGGAGUGGGCGAUGGGACUAUUUCUUGGGGUCUUGAGAGUGAUGAUGACAUGACCCUAACUCAUUGGACUGGGAUGAUUAUUGGUCCCCCAAGGACACCUUAUGAAAAUAGAAUGUACUCACUUAAAAUUGAGUGUGGCACCCACUACCCAGAUGAACCUCCCACUGCUCGAUUUAUAUCUAGAAUCAAUAUGAACUGUGUGAACAGUCAGACUGGACUUGUGGACAAUAGACAAGUUCCAAUUCUAGCAAGAUGGCAACGCGACUACACCAUCAAAACAGUACUGCAGGAGUUGAGACGUCUCAUGAUUUUAAAGGAGAACAUGAAGCUUUCACAGCCACCAGAGGGUAGCACUUUCUAG
Messenger RNA from Parnassius apollo (apollo), 435 nucleotides. The record is from the annotation of a GenBank genome assembly. Lineage: Eukaryota; Metazoa; Arthropoda; Insecta; Lepidoptera; Papilionidae.